GGAGGAAGUCUGUCGGAGCCGCGACCGUCGCUCGCUGUUCGGACCUGUUGCUGUUCGGUUUUCCUCCCGCAGUGUUCAGCAUCCAUGAGGUGAAGGGCAAACACUGAGGUUCCAGCAGCGGAAAAGUAGCUGUCAGUGAUGUCCAGAUCUUAGACACAGACUGGACCUCCCUGCCAUCAUGGAUUCCAAGAAGCCGGGCGUGCUGCGGCAUCUCCGGCAGAAGAUGCUGCCACACCUCCGACGAGGCAAGACAAGCUCAAGCAAGCAGGCCUUCCAGCCUGAUCACUCCAUGGACCAUCGAAUGAGCUCCUCUGUUCCCGACAUGAGGAACAUGAGGGACACAAGGGACACAAGGCAGGAGUACACUCAUAUCCCUUUCACCACGCAACUUCAGCAGUACCACGCUCCCAGCUACAGCAACCCCUCCACACCACUUGUCAAGCCAGCUAGACUGCUGGUAGGAGGUGGGAGUGGCCUGAACAUGGGAGUAGCUGGUGAAGGAGCUGGGAGGAGUGAGCACAGAUUGACAGUGCCUGCAGACUGCACAGACUGGGCUUCCUCCCAGGAGUCUUUCAGCAGUCUCUGUGGAGAGGAGCAGAGCCCUGUGGAGACAAACAACAGACCUGUUCGAGGCAUGGAGGCUGAGGAGCUGGCUCUACCAGAGAUGAUGACAAUCUACAGCGCAGACAACCCUUCUGUGGAGGUUCCCCAGGACAGCUCACAGAGUGAGAUGGGCAACGAGACUGUUGGUGUGUCGGAGCACAUCAGAGAUCCUCCCAGGUCCUUCCUGCUCACCAUCAACCUGAAGGAAGGACACAACCUGGUCAUCAGGGACCGCUGUGGUACCAGUGACCCUUAUGUAAAAUUCAAAUUGGAUGGAAAAACAUUCUACAAAAGCAAAGUGGUUUAUAAAAACCUUAACCCUAUAUGGAAUGAGUCCUUCUCUUUGCCUGUGAAGGAUCUGAAUCAGAAAGUUUACAUUAAGGUGUAUGACCGCGACCUGACAACUGAUGACUUCAUGGGCUCUGCCAGUGUCCUCCUGAGUAAUCUAGAGUUUGACAAGGUCAAUGAGCUGUCUUUGCCCUUGGACGACCCAAACAGCUUGGAGGAGGACAUGGGCGUUGUGCUGGUGGACAUGAGCCUGUCACUCAGAGAUGGAGAGAGCAAAAGAAGCAAUCAGAAGUGGCCCCAAAAACGAAAACUAAGUACUAGGACGGGAGGGACUCAAAGCUUUCGAUUGUCAGAAACCCUGAGAAAGAGUCAGCUGUGGACUUCUGUUGUGUCAGUGACACUGGUUGAGGGUCAGGAGCUGCCUCUGGACACCCACGGAGGUCAGCUCUUCGUUCGCUUCAGACUGGGAGAGCAGCGAUACAAAAGCAAGAAUCACUGCAAAGUGUCAAACCCUCAGUGGAGAGAGAGGUUCACCUUUAACCAGUUCAUGGACAGUCCAGAAAUCCUGGAGGUGGAGCUCUGGUCAAAGGAGGGACGAAGGAGUGAGGAGUGCUUGGGGACGUGUAAAGUGGACGUGUCCAGAGUCCCUGUCAAUCAGAGGCAGCUGAUCACACAUACACUGGACCAGGGUAGAGGACGUUUGGUCCUUUUGCUCACACUGAACACAUGCAGCGGCGUCUCCAUCUCAGACCUGUGUGCCGCACCGCUCGAUGAACCACACGAACGACAGAACCAGCUGGACAACUAUAGUUUUCAAAGGUCCCUGAAGAACUUCCGUGAUGUUGGUUUCCUUCAAGUCAAAGUUAUCAAAGCUGCAGAUCUGCUGGCUGCUGAUUUAAAUGGCAAGAGUGACCCUUUCUGUGUGCUGGAAGUCGGGAACGACAGACUACAAACCCACACAGUCUAUAAGAGCCUCUAUCCAGAGUGGAAUAAAGUCUUCACAUUUCCUGUCAAAGACAUUCAUGAUGUUCUGGUGGUGACUAUCUUUGAUGAGGAUGGAGACAAGGCGCCAGACUUCCUGGGAAAAGUUGCCAUUCCCCUGCUUUCGAUCCAUGGGGGACAACAGAUCGCCUUCCCACUGAAGAAAGUGGACUUAGGUGGGCUGUCAAAGGGGAGCAUCACUCUGGAGCUGGAGGUUAUUUUUAACCCUGUCAGAGCAAGUAUAAGAACCUUCCAGCCAAGGGAGAGAAUGUUCGUGGAAGAUAAUCCCAAAUUUUCCAAAAAGGCUCUGGCCAGGAACGUGCAGCGUGUUCAGACACUGUACAGGGCUAUCACUUCGACUCUGCAGUACAUCAAAAGCUGCUUCCAGUGGGAGAGUAUUCAGAGGAGCCUGCUAGCCUUCCUGAUAUUUGUGGUAACUGUGUGGCACUGGGAGUUUUACAUGCUGCCCUUCUUCCUGGUUCUGCUCAUCUCAUGGAACUACCUCCAGAUCCGCUCGGGGCGUGUCAGUCAGGACAUGGACAGCAUGGAUUUGGCAGAUGAGGAGGACGAUGAGAAGGAGUCGGAGAGAAAAGGGCUGAUAGAGAAAUUCCACAUGGUCCAAGACAGCCUUAUCACCCUUCAGAACCUGCUGGAUGAGAUAGCGUGUUUGGGGGAGAGGAUUAAAAACACAUUCAACUGGUCGGUGCCGUUUUUGUCUGGCCUGGCUUUCCUGAUCUUUGUCAUCGCAGCUAUCCUCACAUACUACAUCCCUGUACGCUAUAUAGUUUUAAUAUGGGGUAUCAAUAAAUUCACCAAGAAAUUACGGAACCCAUACAGCAUUGACAACAAUGAAGUGCUUGAUUUCCUGUCGAGGGUGCCUUCAGAUGUGCAGAAGGUUCAGUACAGUGAGCUGAGAGGCAGCAAAAAGAAGAAAGUCUCGUAGAGCAUUCUGUAAAAGGACAACGGUUUAUAUACUGGACCUGCUGUCUGUGGGCUUCCUACCUAAAAACACUUUCCAGAGGAUGGAGAACGUGCCGGAGCUCUGCUCGGUCUUGCUUUGUGUCGGAGUCACGGCGUUCAGCAGGCAUGAAUCUUAAUUCACCGUGUUGAUGCAAAGCUCAGCCCUGCUCAUGUCGACCAGCACCUAAAUAUCUUUCAACCAAAGAAGUCCUUACUGAGGAUUCUACAGUGAUUACUUUAUCAGAUAUAUAGCUGUCUGUCUGUGUCUGGAGCAUUUUGUAUCAAUAAUUCCAAAGAUUUUAAGUGUGUAAUUCAAUGUACAUUCAACUCUUUAACAUUAUCAAUCAGAAGCUGCUUUGUUUUAUAUUCUCGACCGCAGGUUGUGUCCUCCUGAAACCAGCCAAAAUAUCACUUUGAAUGUAUUUGUUUGAUAUAUUUUUACAUGACACAUAUGUAAACUUUUACUUGAAAAUGAAUUAUUCUCUAUUUUUAAAAUAUAUGAUUGCUACUGGGAUAAAAGUAAAUGUAAUUCUAUGGUUCUUAAAACAGUAUGAGUUGUUAUAAGGCAUUUUUAAGUGCAAGAUCUUUGUGAUUUCAAAUACUAAUGGUGAUUUCAGGCAGAAAUUUUCUAAAUUUAGCCUCAUAAGUCCAUAUAUAGCAAUAUGUCAAAAGUUAAGAGCAGAUAUUAUGCAUCAUAUUCCGUUAUUUCACAUAUUUACCUGAAACAGAUAAAUAACGACAUGCUUGCAAUAAUGACUAGUUUUAUUUCUACAUGACAAUAAGGACUUGUUUUUAACAUGCAAAGAUGAGUGCCUGCAUGCAGAUCUUAGAUUGCUUUUGCACUGUGUAUUUUACUUCUCAUGUGAAUAAGAUCGGACCGCUUCUCUACACUUUAUUUAUUAUUGACAAUCACUGAUGAAGAUUUUGUGUCCUUCAUUUCUAAUAGCAAUAAAUGCGCCCUCAAACACUGUGUGGCAUUUUUAAUCGGC
This is a messenger RNA of Stegastes partitus (bicolor damselfish), 3821 nucleotides long. RefSeq names its product multiple C2 and transmembrane domain-containing protein 2. Gene Ontology annotation, cellular component: synaptic vesicle membrane. The transcript has 22 exons. Gene Ontology annotation, biological process: regulation of neurotransmitter secretion. The record is from RefSeq and is a predicted model, not a curated record. Bases 179 to 2815 code for a protein of 878 amino acids. Gene Ontology annotation, molecular function: calcium ion binding. NCBI's taxonomy places the organism in Eukaryota, Metazoa, Chordata, Actinopteri, Pomacentridae.